Trichoderma gamsii is the source of this 1200-nucleotide messenger RNA. RefSeq names its product ochratoxin A non-ribosomal peptide synthetase. The record is from RefSeq and is a predicted model, not a curated record. The transcript is spliced from 3 exons. Lineage: Eukaryota; Fungi; Ascomycota; Sordariomycetes; Hypocreales; Hypocreaceae. Bases 1 to 1200 code for a protein of 399 amino acids.
AUGGAAGACUUCAGAGAUCCCCUCGGCGGAGAGUACGCAACCGUCGUUCUCACCGGCAGCACAGGCUCCAUUGGCUCAUACCUGCUCGACGCCCUCCUAGACCAGUGGCACGUCCGCAAGAUUUACUGCCUCAAUCGCGCCCAAGAUGGUGAAGCUGCUCAGACAAAGGCCAGCGGCUCGCGCGGCCUGGAUACAGACUGGAUCGAGCCCAGAAUCGAGUUUCUGCACGCCGACCUGUCGCAGCCGGAUCUGGGGCUGAAUCCGAUCAAGUACGAUGAGAUGCUUGAGAGGGCGACACACAUUAUUCACUCUCAAUGGCCAGUCAACUUCAACUGGGACCUCUCAACCUUCGAACCGCACAUCCAGGGCGUGCGCCGUCUCCUAGACUUUUCCUACACCAGCCCCAAGAAAGCACAGCUCUUGUUCCUUUCCACCACCGGAAGCGUCAGCCACCUCUCGUCCUCCAAACCCGUCCCCGAGCGCCCAUGUGAGGUCCUCUCGCCGGAUCUCAACGGCUACAACGCCUCAAAGCUCAUCAGCGAGCUCAUCAUCGAGGAUGAGGUCCGGUCAACUGGCGAGGGCAACGCCGCCAUCUGCCGCGUGGGACAAGUUGCGGGACCGGUAGAGAAGGAGGGCGGCGAGUGGAACAGACAGGAAUGGGUUCCAACGGUGAUUACUUCUUCAAAGCGCAUUGGCUUCCUCCCAUCUGACCUCGGAGCCCUGGACAACCUCUCCUGGAUCCCAGUCGACAUCCUCGCCGACGUCAUCCUGGAACUCGCAGGCAUCAUACAGAAGCCAGAAGAUCUGCCAAGCGGCAAGUCAGUCAACGGUGCAAACACCAAGCCAGAGUACAAGAGCCACGCCACCGUCUACCACGCAACCAACCCUCACUCCAUCCGCUGGGCGGAACUCGUGCCCACAGUCGCAGACGCGCUGCACAUCUCAUCAGACAAGAUCGUGCCGUGGGCGGAAUGGGUCAGCGUCCUGCGCUCCUCAGCCGAGGGCAAUGAGGAUCCAGAGGCAAACACCGGCCUCAAGCUGCUCGAUUACUUUGAGUCUCUUGGCGGCGUGGAGGACGGCCAGGGUGUCAUGCCAACUCUGGCAACGGAGCUGACGAAGCGCCAGAGCGAGACUUUGGCGGCGCUGGAUCCGGUGGGACCGGAGUGGAUGAAGUUGUGGUUGAAGCAGUGGGCGUUGUAA